Messenger RNA from Acanthisitta chloris (rifleman), 829 nucleotides. Its product is annotated as DCN1-like protein 2. The transcript has 4 exons. The annotation marks the transcript as partial. Gene Ontology annotation, biological process: protein neddylation; positive regulation of ubiquitin-protein transferase activity. The record is from RefSeq and is a predicted model, not a curated record. Gene Ontology annotation, cellular component: ubiquitin ligase complex. NCBI's taxonomy places the organism in Eukaryota, Metazoa, Chordata, Aves, Passeriformes, Acanthisittidae. Gene Ontology annotation, molecular function: ubiquitin conjugating enzyme binding; cullin family protein binding; ubiquitin-like protein binding.
GUGUGACACCACAGAAAAACUAAAAGCUCUAUUGCCACGACUGGAACAAGAGCUAAAGGAUCCCACAAAGUUCAAAGAUUUUUAUCAGUUUACUUUUAACUUUGCUAAAAACCCUGGACAAAAAGGUCUAGAUCUAGAAAUGGCGAUUGCAUAUUGGAAUUUAGUCUUGUCAGGAAGGUUUAAAUUCCUAGAUCUUUGGAAUAAAUUUUUGUUGGAACACCAUAAAAGAUCAAUUCCAAAAGAUACUUGGAAUCUUUUGUUAGACUUUGGAAAUAUGAUUGCAGAUGAUAUGUCCAACUAUGAUGAAGAAGGAGCUUGGCCUGUUCUAAUAGAUGACUUUGUGGAAUAUGCACGACCAGUAGUCACAGGUGGAAAACGUAAAACUUCCUAACCCAGACUUGUCAAUAUGGACUCAAUAUGCUCUCUGAACUGCAUUGGGCAAUGAAGGUGUGUUCACUGAUUACUCUGCACACUGUUGCUGGUUUCAGUGGUCAUGAUGAGAUUCUGCAGACAACACUGAACUCCUUCCUUUCUGCCUCAAGAAAACGAUGGAUGACUUGAGGGCACUUCAAGAACAAACUUCAGAGGAUAGUCCAGGCUGUUUGUAGGCUAUUGGCUUCAACUAUUGUACUGGUUGUAUCAUAUAGGAUGUAGAUUUUUGCAUGAUUUUAUACUUUGGAGAAGUUUAGAGGCCAUUUGAUUAAAAGUUUUGACAGCACAGCAUGCCAUUGAGUUCAUGAUCCAAGGCGAACACCAGCAGCUCCAUCAAUAAACCUGUAUUAUAUUGUACUUAUAUUAAAAGCAGUAUUUGUGGUAUAUAAAUUAAAUC